AUGGGGGCCAUGAUUUCCAACACCGCGGCUUCAAUCUGUCUCGGCGUCGGCUUCUGUGGUUUGCUUUGGUUUGCGUGGAGGCGGCGUCGGGUUGCUGCUCUUCCAGACAUCAGCGUGCCCGAGGCACUUUACGCGUUGGCGCGUGCGGAAGACCGAAGCAAACGAGCAGAGUGCGCCAGGGCGCUUACCAGCAUCAUGGCCGGUGAGGUGCAGGUGUUAGAAGAAGUCUUGGAUGAGUCUCGAGGGAAGCACCCCGAGUUCGGAGGUGUGUUGCCUGAUGGACGGGGUGUUCUCUCGGUCGUUCUGGACGACUUGAGCAGCCAUGGCGGCUUAGCAUGCGACACUGAGGCCUUUGCAGACCUGCUUCUGCAGUGCACUGCUUUCGAUGCAAGUUGGGAUGAGACUGAUGAGUGGAAUGAGCUGGUGCUCGAGGCUGUAACAUAUUUGAGGCAAGAUUUGAAGGCGGAAGCCUUUGUUGCAAUUGCCGAGAGCAGCAGCUCGCCUACUGUCCGAGAGAAGGCGUGUGCUUUGCAUCGCCGAUUGCGUGGCGAUCGAACGGCUGAGCCAACCAAAGGCUUGUUGGAGACUUCGGCGGCUAUGCCGGGUGUGCUUUCAAUGAACACCCGCGUGCAGUGCCCAGUAUGCAUGACCAUGCAGAAAGACCUGCUUCGAUGUCCGGCCUGCCGCAACGUCGGCUACUGCUGUGUGCAGCAUCUGCAAGAGGAUGUUCCACGACAUCGUGUUUGGUGCUCCUCGCGAGCCUGA
This is a messenger RNA of Symbiodinium sp. CCMP2592, 765 nucleotides long. NCBI's taxonomy places the organism in Eukaryota, Dinophyceae, Suessiales, Symbiodiniaceae. The record is from the annotation of a GenBank genome assembly.